Molecule: messenger RNA, 3231 nt
Organism: Acipenser ruthenus (sterlet)
Lineage: Eukaryota; Metazoa; Chordata; Actinopteri; Acipenseriformes; Acipenseridae
Product: mitochondrial disaggregase-like
Exons: 16
Coding region: 232-2298 (688 amino acids)
Biological process (GO): cellular response to heat
Cellular component (GO): cytoplasm; mitochondrion
Molecular function (GO): protein binding; ATP binding; ATP hydrolysis activity
Source: RefSeq, a predicted model, not a curated record
UAGAAAAACUACGUAUCCCGUGAUGUUAGUAGCGCCAUCAUUGUUUUCUGACGUAUGACCGUCGAACAUUCUUGUAUUUUCCCUUCGGUAACUCCAUCUUAAUGAAAUGAAAUGCGUUGCUGUUAAAUUUAAAAGCAAAGUGGCAUCAAAUGCAAAUAAUAAAUUAACAAGUCGCUUUUUAUAUCCUUUAAAAAAAAGCACAAAACAACUUAGCGUUUCUAAACUAAAAGCAUGUGGCUGUCCGUGGGCUCCAGGCCGCUGCUGACCCGAUAUCCUCAGUACCGGGAGGUAGGUUCGGCUGGGUUUGGGUUACACAAUGCAGUUAGGAUGGUAAGUGUUGCUCCGGGAAAGGUGAAGCUUAAUUACUGUCGCACCGAACACCAGAUCGCUGCUUUCACGUCCAGCUUGUCAGUGAGCGAGUGUCCUCAGCCCUGUGACUGUGAGGCCAAUAAUGUCAAAAUUAAGACGCAGUACCUGCACCUGACCACACGAUGGAGCCCAAAGUUGAAUGAGUUAAAGUACUCAAAUUCUGCCACCGGACAGAGCUCCAAUCACGAACAAUACGAAAGAAGUCAGAAAGAAAAGAGGACUCCAUUUGGGAAUGUUACACCUGUAGGUGUCAUCUCAGUUGCUGCCCUGGCAUACUGCCUGAAAAAAGAUUCAGAUUUAAAAGGAGAGGCAUUGCUGGAAGCAGCCAGGACCAAUAAUGUCCAGGAAAUCAGCAGGUUGCUGGCUGCGGGGAUCGACCAGAACAUUCGCCACCGACUGGGCUGGACUGCACUGAUGGUGGCAGCGAUGAGCCGCAACCACAAUGUGGUGAAAAUUCUGCUAGCAGCUGGAGCUGAUCCAAACCUAGGAGAUGAGUUCAGUAACGUCUAUGACACGUCCAGGGAGAAAGGGAUCCACUCUCUGGAAGUGAUGGUGACUCGGGAGGAUGAGUUCAGUAAUCGGCUGAAUAACCGGGCCAGUUUCCGUGGCUGCACUGCGCUUCACUACGCUGUCCUGGCAGACGACCUGCGCACUGUACAGAUUCUUCUGGAGGCAGGUGCCAACCCCCUGCUGGCCAAUGAGAUGGGGCACACGCCGCUCAUGUAUGCCAAGGAAGGGGAGAUGCUGAAGCUGCUCAAGGACUGGGAGGUGAAGUUCCAGGAAGUUCAGCGGCGUCGGGAAGCUGAGGAGAGGAGGAGGUUCCCGCUGGAGCGCAGACUGCGAGAGCACAUCAUCGGCCAGGAGGGCGCUAUAAACACCGUGGCUGCAGCCAUCCGGAGAAAGGAGAACGGCUGGUACGACGAAGAGCAUCCCUUAGUCUUCCUUUUCCUGGGGUCAUCUGGAAUUGGUAAAACAGAACUAGCGAAGCAGGUGGCCAGGUACAUGCACAAGGAUGCCAAAAAGGGGUUCAUCCGAAUGGACAUGUCAGAAUUCCAAGACAAACAUGAAGUGGCCAAGUUUAUCGGCUCCCCGCCAGGCUACGUGGGCCACGAAGAAGGGGGUCAGUUGACCAAGAAGCUGAAGCAGUGUCCAAACGCAGUGGUGCUGUUUGACGAGGUGGACAAGGCCCAUCCAGACGUUCUCACAGUCAUGCUGCAGCUCUUCGAUGAGGGCAGGCUGACGGAUGGUAAAGGGAAAACCAUUGAAUGUAAAGAUGCCAUCUUCAUCAUGACGUCGAAUGUGGCGAGUGAUGAGAUCGCUCAACAUGCAUUGCAGCUGAGGCAGGAGGUCCAGGAGCUGAGCAGAAGGAGGAUAGCGGAGAAUCUAGAUGAUGUUCAGAUUGGUGACAAAAUCACCAUAUCGAAACAGUUCAAGGAGAAGGUCAUUCGUCCCAUAUUGAAGGCUCAUUUCCGGAGGGAUGAGUUUUUAGGUCGGAUCAACGAGAUUGUUUACUUCCUGCCAUUCUGCCACUCUGAACUGAUCCAGCUGGUCAACAAGGAGUUGAACUUCUGGGCAAAAAAGGCGAAGCAGAGACACAACAUCACCCUGCUGUGGGACCGGGAGGUGAUGGAUGUGCUAGCAGGGGGAUACAACCUUCACUACGGGGCACGCUCCAUCAAACACGAGGUGGAACGGCGAGUUGUGAACCAAUUAGCUGCUGCACAUGAGCAGGAGCUCCUCCCCCACGGCUGCACGCUCCGCCUCUCCGUCGAUGAGAGUGACCGCUGUGGCCUGUGGGGUGGGGGGGACAGCGAGAGAGAGGCCCGGAGCCCAGCCCUGCGUCUGGAGAUUGUUGGAGAGGACAGUACUGCCCGCAAACUGGACAUCAGGCCCCCACUCAUCCCAGAGGAACUGGCCUUCUCUCUCUGACCUCCUCCCCUACACCACAGCCGGGGAGCCACAUCACAUCGUCAAGGCCACAAAUGCAUGAACAGCAGUUUACAAUUGUCUUGUGAGGAAAGUAAUACAUAGAACACAGAAUACCAGUUUGGAAUGCAUUUCAUCAAGGGGGGUUCUGGUGACAUCACCACAACAGCUCUGCUUUAAUGGUUUGUCACAAGGAUCAUCAUUCGGAAUUAUAAGAGUGUAAUACGUUGAAGUUAUUUAAACAAAAAAUAUGAAAACUUUAUUUUGUAUUUAAAUUCUUGCACUUAUUCGUGUGUUACAGCAAGGGGUUCUGGUUACAUUUUUGAAGAUUUUGGGGUAGUAGAAAUGUGGCUUUAUCAGGUAAAAUCCACACAUCAGAACGCCUAAUAUUAAAUAAUUACUGGGUAAAACGUGGGGGUCAUUUUGAGUUUUUUAAUGCUUUUCUAAAUGUGGUUUGCCAUUUACAGGGGUCGGGGCAUUCAAACUGUAAGUGAGGGUGCAGCAAAGAAUACAGAAAUACAUGUUUUGUGAAGAAAUGUGAGAAAAUAUUUCAACUAACUUAUGUGAUCUCACCCAGGAUAAAUAUUCAGGCAUAAGACUGAGUAUUAAACAACAAUUGAAAGGGGGAUCAAGAUCUGAAUGAAUUACAAGCAUUCAGGCUUAUGCACAUUCUCGUGGUUAUGGAUAUUCUACUCCCAUUAGAAUUCUAUAUAUUACAUGUGUGGACCAUCCUGCAAUUUGCUUCAGUUUUUUUUUCUGUAGGUCAGUAAAAUCUCAUUACAAUUGCAUAUCCUGGUAUGUAUUGCAACUAGUGAGAUCUUCUUUUAUUUAUUAUCCUACUGAAAUAAAAUAGGUUGGAUGUUUCAGCUUAAAAGAAAGGAACAUUAUCUCAAUAUAUACAGUACAGUAUCAAAUACAAUGUUCAAAUGACUGAAA